Messenger RNA from Blumeria graminis f. sp. triticale, 228 nucleotides. The record is from the annotation of a GenBank genome assembly. NCBI's taxonomy places the organism in Eukaryota, Fungi, Ascomycota, Leotiomycetes, Helotiales, Erysiphaceae.
AUGAUUUUAAUGAACAUGCUUGGAACAGACCUGAAUAUUUGGAAUUUCAGGAGUAAUCUUUCCUACCAAAUCGACAAAUACUUGAAGAAUUUGAAAGAGGAGAAUGAAUUUAAACGCUUUUAUAACCGCCUAUGGGAUACUGAUUAUCCACAUACACUGGGCAAACAGUUGGAUCUAGCAAAGCUUCAACCAAUUGUUCCUAUGGGCAAAAUAGGUCGUGAUAUCUGA